Messenger RNA from Cornus florida, 450 nucleotides. Its product is annotated as protein FAR1-RELATED SEQUENCE 5-like. Lineage: Eukaryota; Viridiplantae; Streptophyta; Magnoliopsida; Cornales; Cornaceae. The transcript has 2 exons. The coding region runs from base 1 to 450 and encodes 149 amino acids. The record is from RefSeq and is a predicted model, not a curated record. Gene Ontology annotation, biological process: regulation of DNA-templated transcription.
AUGCUUAUUGCCUUUAAUGUGGAAUUUGGUAAGUACAUUGUCAAAGAUUUUAAAGAUACUCACAUCCAACCCCUCAUCAGUGAGGAUUAUGCCCAUAUGAUGCCGUCGCAGCGAAAAAUCAAGUCAGUGCAAGCUAUUGAUGUGGAGUUGGCUGCCGAUUGCGGAAUACCCACACAAUGUUUGAAAGAUCCAUCAUUCUUCUAUGCUGUGCAAUUGGAUAGCAGUGCAAUGAUAACAAAUAUAUUUUGGGUCGAUUCAAAAAUGAUAUCAGAUUAUGUGCAUUUUGGAGAUGUGUUGACAUUUGAUACCACGUACAAACUUGUUCAUGGGAAUCGGCCUUUUGUAGUUUUUCUCGGUUUGAACCAUCACAGGGAGACAGUUGUGUUUGGAGCAGCUUUCAUGUAUGAUGAGACAACUAAUCUUUUGGUUGGUUAUUCAAUACAUUCUUGA